Nasonia vitripennis (jewel wasp) is the source of this 2259-nucleotide messenger RNA. RefSeq names its product putative ankyrin repeat protein RF_0381. The transcript has 2 exons. Gene Ontology annotation, cellular component: cytoplasm; nucleus. The coding region runs from base 318 to 2228 and encodes 636 amino acids. NCBI's taxonomy places the organism in Eukaryota, Metazoa, Arthropoda, Insecta, Hymenoptera, Pteromalidae. The record is from RefSeq and is a predicted model, not a curated record. Gene Ontology annotation, molecular function: protein binding.
AUAGCUUACGUUCGCAACACGACGAGUAAAUACACGUUUAACCUAUAACGGAGUUUGAGUUUACCGCGUUUUUGAAGUUCGACAGAAGGCGAACAAAGUUAACAGACGCACGUUUCGCCCAAUUUUCAACCAAAGAGCGACGUUGCAAGUUUCACAACGUUGGACUAACGCUCAGUAAAGUAUCAAUAGAGCAAUCAUGAAAUUCACUUCAAGGAAAAAGACAGGGACGACUGCAGCACUAUCGCAGCCUUAUUGAGCUAAACAAUCAAUUUUCUGCAAAACAAAACGUUUACAUGUGACCAGAGUAUAGCUGCGCUAUGGCAGAGGACGGCGCGGUGGAUCUCGAACACGACUUGCGAGAUCUCAGUCUCGACAACCAAGACGAUCGUCUCGUUUACAAUCGACUCCACGUAGCUGUUUUGAGCAAUGACGUUGAUGAGAUAACGUCUCUGCUGAACGAUAGUGCAGACGUAAGGGAGAAAACCUACGCGAAAUACCCAUCGACUUCCGAAAUCGAGUGCGAGUGCACGAACUUAAAGUUCUGCUUCCAUCAGGCCGACGAAUACGGAAACGAGUGGAAGAGCGGAGACGUUGUGGCGCAGAAUGCCCUACAUCUCGCGGCGAAGCACAGUAAGCUCGAGGUGGUAAAACUGCUGCUGGACGCGAUUGGAGACGUCGACGAACGGUCCGGUGAUGGCUCGACGGCACUGCACUACUCCAUGCAAAAUUCAGACAUCGAGGUAGCUCGGUUGCUGCUGGAGUCUGGUGCAGCUGACGUCGAAGCUCGAAACGACGAUGGCAAGACUCCGUUGUACCUCGCCGUAAAGUUCGAGAGAGUCGAUCUGGUGUGUUAUCUCCUUUCCAGGGGGGCCAACGUCAACGUGUUCACCAAAAACCAGUCAACCCCGCUGUAUUCAGCUCUGAUCAACUGCAACGAGGAACUGGUUCAGAUCCUCCUCGACAGCAAAGCUUCGACCGACGUGAGGAAUAAGUACUGCGAGGAGCCUCUCUUCUUCGUCCUCAGAGUCGUCGACAAAGGUGAGUCCCGACUUGGCUUCGCUAGGCUGCUGAUCGACAACGGCGUCAACCUCCAGAACCGCGAUCGACAUGGCUCAACCCCCCUUCACAUCGCGGUGCAGAACAGGGACGAGGAGAUGGCAACGCUGCUCAUCGACCGUGGUUGCCACAUCGACACCAAAAACCCUUUCGACAUGUCACCUCUGACGUUGGCCGUCUGCAUGAACAUGGUGAGCAUGGCUAGGUUGCUGUUGAAGCGAGGAGCCAACGUCAACGAAUUCUUUAUACGGUCGAGCAUACUGGAAUACGUGGUGAUGAGGCGGAACGCGGAGCUGGUGCAGCUUCUCUUGGAGUUCAACGCAGACGUCAACGCUGGCAGCGAGAGCAACUCACCGGUGUUUGCUGCCAGUCUACACAGGCAUACCAACAUCAUGCAUAUGUUGAUCGACAAGGGAGCGGACAUCAACUGCAAGGAUAAGAAAGGAAGGACGCCGCUGAUGCGAUCCAUCGAAAUAAAGAACUACGCGAUGAUGCAAUUGCUGAUCAACCGAGGAGCAUCCGUCAAUCAACAGGACAACCACGGCAACACUGUCUUCCACGUGCUGUUCGAGAGCAGUCAUACCGAGGAGGGCUGGACGGAAUACCUGCUGGACGUAGGCGCUGACUUUAACAUCGAGAACAACAGCGGACACACUCCGUUUGCGUGCAUGAUGAUGGCGAGCUUCACCAGAAGACACGUCCAGCUCUUCAUCAAGUACAUAGUGCUGCAUCUGGCCCGGGGCUCGAGCGUCAACCCCAAGAUCACGUGUUAUUUGAUAGCCAGUCCUACCUGGAGUAAGGCUUACAACCUCUAUACGCAGGAGCUGGAACGAAUGAAGAAGGUUAAGAUUUUCCAAAAGGAAAAGUACACGUUCUUCGACGUGCUGAGCAAGAAAAGCGCCUUUCUCACACCGGUCUUGAAAGAAGAAAACAAUAUCCACUUCGAGAUGGGUCUCAUCGCUAACCAGUUCGACUAUUACAGCGAAAUGACGAGAAAAGUUUUUUACAAAAAAGUCGAGAGAUUGAAGUGCCUGAACAGCUGCAUUUCCUUGCUGAACAGCGUGUUCGAAACCGAACUGCCUCCGGAGAUCGUGGAAAGAGUCUGCGACUUUUUGACCAACGAGGAGAUGAUGGAACUGCAGGCCGCCGCAGAGACAACUGUGAUCGAUUAACUACAAAUAUAUUUUUACUUUUUAACUAUAA